AUGAGCUUGAAAUUGAAAGAGCGGUUUGGAUUUUGCUUGUGUGCAUCUCCAGCCUCUCAACCCCCUGCAGUUGGGUCUACUGAAGUAACACCUUCUAUAACACCUGAAGUUGAUGUUACACAAGUAACACAACAGGAAGAUUCAAAAGGGGAUCAUCCUGUUUUUCCAGAUCAAGUUGUAGAAAUUGGGAAAAUGCUAGAGAAAUGUUUGCUGGAUUUGGAGAUAGAAGAUCUUUUCGGUGUAACUUUGGACAAUGUCAGUGCAAAUAGUGUGGCAAUUGAAUAUCUUCAAACCAGUGUCAUGAAUUGGACAAGAGCAACAGUUAGAUCUCAAUACAUGCAAUGGUCUCAACUUAUGAAUUUAGUAACUUAUGAUAUUUCCUUGUUUCAUUAUUUCAUUCUUAUCAGGUUAUACAAAUUUAAAGAAUGUGCUGCUCUUGAGAAGAUUGAUUGUAAGAAAAUGGUUUUCUUAUAUGUAACUAGGUGGAAUAGCAUAUAUCUAAUGCUUGAAGAUGCAAUUCCAUAUGAAAGGGUCUUUAAGAGUGAAGAUUAUUUUCUUAGUUCAUCUUGUGAAUCUGAAUGUGAAGUUGAUGUAACUAAAAAGAAGAAUACGAAGAAAAAGAACAAGCCCCGUCAUCAUGCUCCAUAUGCUGCAGACUGGUCAUAUGCUAUGUGUCUUGUGAAAUGUUUAAAGAUCUUCUUUGAUGCUACAGUUAAGUUCUCGGCUUCAACACAAGUUACUACACAUGAAAUUUUAUGGCAGUUGGCUUUGAUACAUGAACAGUUGGUUCGUCUUAGAGUUAUAGGAGACCAAGAUUCUCAUAUUUAUAGGAUGGUAGAACUCAUGUUUCGAACGUACAACACAUAUUAUGGGGAUUACGAAGACAUGAACUUUGUUCUGUUUUUUGCUAAGUUGCUUGAUCCUCGAGAGAAAGAGUCUGGUUUAAAGUUUGAUCUUGAAGGUGUAGAUGACAUGGUAGUUUGUGUGCAAGAAGAGAACAUUGAGGAUAUGCUUGAGUCGAGGAAGAAAAGGAGAAGAAUGAAUGUUUAUUGUACUCAUCCAAAGUCAGAACUUGAAAGUACCGGAAAGCGCAUUCUUAUUCCAUGGAGAAGCUCGUUAUCUUCCAGUACAUUUGUGACACUUCUCUGUACGCAAAGCUGGUUACAAAAACCUAUUGGUCUUGAUUUCAUAUGUGACUAUGUACCAGAUGAUAAUGCCAGCAUUUAA
This is a messenger RNA of Papaver somniferum (opium poppy), 1227 nucleotides long. RefSeq names its product zinc finger BED domain-containing protein RICESLEEPER 3-like. The record is from RefSeq and is a predicted model, not a curated record. The transcript has 8 exons. Lineage: Eukaryota; Viridiplantae; Streptophyta; Magnoliopsida; Ranunculales; Papaveraceae. The coding region runs from base 1 to 1227 and encodes 408 amino acids.